AUGCGGCUGCUUGCGCUCGUCCUUGGUCUGACGACCGGGCUCAAGCCGCAACCCACGCGCCAAGAGCUGCUGCGCGGCGCCGCAGCGUCAGCACUACUCGCGCCGGUCCCACCGGCGCGCGCCGAGGAGUUCAAGGACGUCGCGACGGUCCGGACGACGGCGCAGGCCCUGGGCGUGGACGAAAAGGACCUCCCGCAGAAGAACCAAGACGUCAAGCUGCGCACGUACGUGGACCCUCUGUUCGAUUUGACGUUCCCGAAGGACUGGUUCGCCAUUCGGAGAACGAUCGACGGCGACAUCGUGCGGAGGGGCGGCGUCAUCUUUUCGGCCGGUAACCUGCGGACCGCGGAGGUGGUCACGGUGGAGCUGUUCAAGGUCAAGGAACUGCUGGAGCAGGCCGAGGCCCUCCCCUACUUCCCCGAGGGCAAGAUCAAGCAGUGGAACGACCUCGGCAGGGACCGGUGCGCGCAUCCACUUUCGUUGCGCGUCUCCGCCCGCGGCCGAAUCGUGACCCGCACGCCGUCGACGCGACGCCCGCUCGACGUUGAUUCGCGCGCAGGCAAGGACGCCGCGUUGGCGCAGUUCGUCUGCGAACGACGGGACGGGGAGGCGACGGCGAGCGCGCGCAAGCAGCAGAUCCAGGCGCGCGCGUCCACCGCCGUGCCCGGCUCGCUGAGCGUGCGGGGCGACGUGCUCCAGCUCGACAUCGCGACGGACAUCCAGGGCACGACGGCGCGCGUGGGCGAGGCCGGCUCCGAGGUCAUGACGCCCGGGAUCCGCCGGCUCCAGCGCGCGCGGCUCACGUUGUUGCCGGGCGGGUCCGAGGUCAUGGGCGUCGUCGCCGGUUGUUUGGACGAUUUGUGGUCGUCGGGCGAGGACCGCGUCCUGGGGGACGUCGUCGAGUCCUUCCGCAUCAAGGCGGCCGGCGCCGCGCCGCUGCUACCCGCCUAA
Molecule: messenger RNA, 951 nt
Organism: Pelagomonas calceolata
Lineage: Eukaryota; Pelagophyceae; Pelagomonadales; Pelagomonadaceae
Source: the annotation of a GenBank genome assembly